Molecule: messenger RNA, 536 nt
Organism: Rubroshorea leprosula
Lineage: Eukaryota; Viridiplantae; Streptophyta; Magnoliopsida; Malvales; Dipterocarpaceae
Source: the annotation of a GenBank genome assembly
AAACCUUCCGUCAACCAUUGCUUAUUCUGGUCGCCGGCGCCGGCGGUAGGCUAGAGUGCUUUUCCAUUUCGAAACAGUUCCAGUUAGAUAAGAAAAUACUGCAGCCUUCGGCUUUGUCAUUGGUGUGUGCUUCUGGAUCUUCAGCUACUCCAACAACAUAUCUUGCAAUCUCCUAGCGCUUGAGAGAAUGGGUAAUCUCUUCGUGCCUGAGAGAACGGAUGGAUUACUUCUGCAAAAUGCUUCUGCCCUUGUUUCCCAUAGCUCGCCCCAAAACGAAGCAUUAGUAACAGCAUCUGUUCCAGAGUCUAAACCAAAGAAGAGAAUGUGCUGUGCUUGCCCUGAGACUAAGAAGCUUAGGGAUGAAUGCAUUGUGGAGCAUGGUGAAGAGACCUGGGCAAAAUGGAUUGAGGCUCACCUUUAGUGUCUUCGAGCUGACGGUUUCAACGUUUGAAAUGUUGAAUAGUUUGUAAAUAUUUAAGAUCCCACUUCACGAAAGUAUGGAAACUUAAAGGAGUUUAUAAAGGCCUAUUAUUUAU